This is a messenger RNA of Durio zibethinus, 3276 nucleotides long. The record is from RefSeq and is a predicted model, not a curated record. Lineage: Eukaryota; Viridiplantae; Streptophyta; Magnoliopsida; Malvales; Malvaceae.
UAAGGAGGAGAGAAAUAUGAGUUAUUGUGACAAAAGCAAAACAUGAAACACUCAAGUGGAGCAGGCAGAAAAGAAAAGGCCUGGGUUGGGGCUGGGGACGAUUCGUAAAUGGAGAAGCUUAAAUGUUUGGUUCCAGAAAGCCUGAAGCGGAGGGUGGCGGAGAGCAGUACUGAUGAUCUUCCUUCACUAUCAUCUUCUCUGCUUCACUUGUUUAUCAGUUUGCCGCAAUUUCAUCAUUUGAUAGCAGAGUUGACAGCAGACCCCAAGACCCAGGCCGGUCUUUGUGGUAAGAACAAGGAGGCUGCUUUGGACUUGAAGCAAAAGGGAAAUCAAUGCUAUUCCUCUGGAGAUCACUCCCAGGCUUUGCGUUGCUAUUCUCAGGCGCUUCGUCUUGCUCCCAUUGACGCCCAAGACAUUGGCAAAAAUCUUGUUGCAACAUUGUAUUUAAAUCGAGCUUCUUUAUUUCACAAAAUGGGCCUGUCAAUGGAGUCUCUUCGAGAUUGCAGCAGGGCUCUAGAAAUUUCUCCUUCCUAUCCAAAGGCGUGGUAUAGGAGAGGUAAGGUGAAUGCUACUUUGGGGAAUUAUGAAGAUGCGGUCCGUGACUUAACUGUUGCUAAGAAUAUGGAGCCAUCACUAGGGGGAAAGAAACAGAUAGAAAAUGAACUGGAUAUUGAACUGGAUAUACUUGCACGGCAUCAUGAGAAUAAAAGUGCUAAAUCAGUUCACAAAAGCCAGAAAAGUGUAGGAAUCCCAGAUGUGCCACAACAAAUAAAACUACACUGUGUCAAAACACCAGACAAAGGAAGGGGUAUGGCUUCAAAAUUUGACAUUCCUCAAGCUUCCUUGAUUCAUAUUGAAGAACCUUAUGCUGUGGUCAUUCUGAAGCACUGCAGGGAAACUCAUUGCCAUUAUUGCUUGAAUGAACUACCGGCAGAUACAAUCCCCUGUAUUUCGUGUUCGUUGCCAUUGUACUGUUCCCAGCAUUGCCAAGUGCGAGCAGGUGGACAAAUACAUGUCAAUUAUUCAAGUAAAAUUAACAUACAUGAAAAGAAGUCCAACUGUAUGGAAGAGAAUAUUCCAGAUAUAACUGUAGGGAGUAAUUCCUAUCCCAAACUUGAUUGCAUUCCAGAACAUAAACAUGAAUGUCAAGGUGUUCACUGGCCUGCAAUAUUGCCUUCGGAUGUAGUUCUGGCUGGUCGAGUAGUAGUGAAAUCUUUAGAGCAGAAAGGACAAUUUACUGAGAUUCCUAAUCUUUUGGAAACUUUGGGGCUUUGUGAGAGUUAUUCAAAAAUGCUGCCAGAAAGCAAAUUGGAACUACACAUAUAUUCCAUUGUCUUGUUGUUUUGUCUCCAGCACUCUUACUGUUCUGAACUGUCAAUAAAUGGAGACUCCACAUCACAGAUUGUCAUACUUCUAUCUCAAAUUAGAGUGAAUUCUAUGGCAAUUGUUCGUAUGAAAUCCAGUGAUUUUUAUGACCAGCAAGAUUGGCUUCAAAAGUUCUCCUCUGGUGAGCAGAGGCAGCUAGUAGUUUUGUGUCUUGCCCAGGUCAGAGUAGGUCAGGCUAUUUAUAAAGCUGCCAGUUUGUUCAACCAUUCCUGCCAGCCAAACAUUCAUGCAUAUUUUAUUUCACGCUCUCUCUUGAUAAGAGCAACAGAGUUUGUGGCUGGAGGGUGUCCCCUGGAAUUGUCUUAUGGUCCACAGGUGUGGCAAUGGACCUGUAAAGACCGCCUUAGAUUCUUGAAGGAAGGGUACUUUUUUCAUGCGUGCCGUGGUUGCUUCAGAAGUGAAUGCAUCUGUAUCUUGUUAAUUAGUGGAUUUUGUUGUGUUAUCCAAAUUGUUCUUGGAGUGGUUUUAGAUAAUCUCGUGGCUAACUGUGAAAAGCAGAAACUAAAAUUCCAGAAAACAAUCAGCAUUGAUUCUCAUUUGCAGUAUAUCUCCAUGGUACUCGACCUCAAUGAUUUUGACAUCAAGGAAGUGGCUCACAUUUCACUUGAUGAAACACGUAAUUGCCUCCGUAUUGAUUCUGGGUAUUGCUUUGAAGUGGGGUCCUACUGCAAUUGGCAAUCUAGAAGUGAAAGCAGUUUAAAAAGGGCUUGGUUCAUCUCAGAAAGGUUGCAGGACUCGAUAGCUUCAAAAGAUAUCUGCAGUACUAGGCUUUCAGAUGCUUUGAGAUCUCUUGGUCUUCUACGAUCAACACUGCAUGCUUAUAACAACGGCAUUGCAGAAGCAGAGGACAAUCUUGCAAAGGCAUUUUGUUUCACUGGAGAUUUGCAGCCAGCAAGAGAUCAUUGUAAAGCAUCGAUUGAGAUAUUGGAAAAGCUCUAUGGCCCCAAUCACAUUGUGAUUGGACACGAAUUGGUUAAGCUUUCAUCUAUUCACCUAUCGAUGGGUGAUUGUACUGCUGUGGACAACAUAAGUCGACUCAGUGUUAUAUUUUCCAAAUAUUAUGGACCACAUGCAGGCAUUAUAUUUCCUUAUCUACUGUUUCUUGAGAAAGAAAGUUGCCAUAUCAUACACUGAAAAUACCAAAUUUUUUUCUAGUUUGAGAAACUGAUAGUUCAUAGCAUCCCACAAUAUUUUUUCUGGAGUUGUGGGCGCCAUCUUGGCUUGAUGUCAAUUAUGUAUAUGCCUAUAAAUGAGUGGUUUUUCAUUGCAAUGAACAAAGUGCAAGUAUUAAACUCUUAUUACUCAAUAGGGUAGGUCUUGAUAUAUAUAUUUAUCUCUCUUAAUAAAGUAUCUAAAUUAUUUACGACUGCUCAAAAUUCAAUGGCAAAUAUAUAUGGGAAUUAUAAGAUAAAAAUAAUCUACCUUAUAUAAUUUAUUUAUCUCUGUACUUUUUUUUUUCAAUCAUGAAUAUAUGACUAAAUAGAUGUUGAUUUUGGAUCAAAUGUUUGAUUUGAUUUUCAAUUAAGGAUCUAACAUUAUAUUUGUGUCAAAUUAGCCUAAACUUUUGGGAUGGAAGUUGGCUUACAGUGGAUAGCAUGGAUCCAAGCUUUUAUGUAUUGAAAGGAAUGAAUAUUACGCAGCUGCCUUCACUCCAAAGAUUUAGCUGAAGUUGGCAGGAAUUGAAAUUGAGAGCGCUAUCUCAAAGUUUCAUGCAGCAGCAAGGUGGAGGUGUGAUUUGGAGAAUACAAGGUUCAAUUUAUUAGGCUGCUUAUGUUUGGAAUGAAUUGAGACAUAAACGAUACCGGUGAUGAUGGUUUGGUUAUUUAGAUUAAUACACAACAUUACAGGUUUUGAAAAGUCUGGUUAUUUAGAUUAAUGUAUAACAUUCUA